Messenger RNA from Pocillopora meandrina, 399 nucleotides. Lineage: Eukaryota; Metazoa; Cnidaria; Anthozoa; Scleractinia; Pocilloporidae. The record is from the annotation of a GenBank genome assembly.
AUGAAAAUAUGGAAUUCCCAUCCUACCAAAGUAUUGAAACAAUCCAACUUUGAGUUGAGAGGCUGCUUGAGCCAACCACAACUUCUACAUGUUGAAGAACCAAACGACGACGGCGACGCCGUCAACGACGUCGGUUAAAAAAUAGGCUUCUAUUUUACCAACGAAUCUCAAGAUAUUCUAAGGUCAUUUUGUUUAUUUCUCAUUGUCAAAACUAUCUGAAAAUUUAAAAUGGAACACAGCGUUAAAUUAUAAAUAGAAUUUGAAAUAUUAGCAGCCGUCGUUCAAGUUCUCCAGAAAACGCAUUUCACGUUGCUGUUUUGUAGAGGAUGCAAAGAAAUUUACAAAGAUUUAAAACGCAUGUGCCCAGCCAUUUUUCUGCUCAUUAAACUCUUUGUUUAG